AUAAUUAAAAAUGAGUGCAACAACCGAAAAAAAAGUUGUGAUAAACAAGCGCCUAAAGGGCCUGCCCCGCGAGGCCCUGGAAAAGCUAAGCCAAACCGAGCUAAUUGACAAAAUUGUGCAGCUGGAGGCGUACAACUUUCAGCUGCGAAAUCUGUUGCAAAAGAAACUAACGGAUCAGGACAGAAAUGAAGAAGAGUAUGCGGUGUUAUUUGGAAAGGAUGCUGACACAGAAGCGGUCUCCAAAGAGGCCAAGGGGUCUGGCAAGUUGCAGAAACAACGUAAGUUUGACUGGAGCAGUACCCAUCGGCGACAUGUUUUGCUCAAGAUCACCUACUUUGGCUGGGAUUAUCAAGGGUUUGCCUGUCAGGAGGACUCUAACGACACUAUAGAAUCUCACUUGUUUCGCGCUCUGACACGCACAUGUCUCAUAGAGUCGAGAAGCAGUGCUAACUACCACCGCUGUGGACGCACCGACAAGGAGGUGAGCGCCUUCUGCCAGGUCAUCUCCAUUGACCUCAGGAGCAAGCACACACCGGAAAAACAACUGGAUGCCACAGCACUCGCAACCGAAAUCGACUAUUGUGGACUACUGAAUCGCGUGCUGCCCAAGAAUAUCCAGUGUGUGUCGUGGAUGCCACUGCGUAGUCCGGUUUACAGCGCUCGGUUUGACUGCGUUUCCCGCUGCUAUCGUUACUACUUUCCCAGGGGAGACCUGGACUUGGCGGCUAUGCAGGCGGCCUGCGAUCUCCUUGUGCGCCAUGCGGAUUUCAGGAAUUUCUGCAAGAUGGAUGUUCAUAACGGUGUCACGAACUACAUGCGGAACCUGCAAUCGGCCAGGGUGGCAGCUGCUGCCUCCGAGGAGCACCUGUCCAAUACAGGCUAUGACAUGUACUACCUGGAGAUCCAAGCCAAUGCCUUCCUCUGGCACCAGAUACGUUGCAUCAUGGCUGUCCUGCUACUAGUUGGGCAGCGAAAGGAAAAGCCAAGCGUGAUCAGUGAACUGCUCGAUGUGACCACCAAUCCCUGCAAGCCCCAGUACACGCCAGCCAUUGGGUUACCUCUGAAUCUCUUCCGAUGCGAUUUUCGGCCUACAACUACAAGGAGUGCGAACCAUCCAGCAGCUACUGUCGAAGCAGAGGCAGCAGACGAAGCCAUGGACACAUCUGUCAUAGAGAAGGAACCCUCCAACGAGGCAAGCGAUCUCACCGACUGGAUUUACAGCGAGGAAAAUCUGCAGAAGCUCAUUGAGAACACACAGUGCGAGUGGACGCAGUUCAGUGUGAAGAGCACCAUGAUACGGAAUGUACUCCUGCAGCUAGAGAAUCUCUUGGAGGAAAACUUCAAGGCGAAAGAGAAGGUUCAGGAACAAGUAAUUCUCCUACAGGAUUCAGUGAAGCCGCGUCAAUAUCAGCCUCUGCUCGAACGUAAACGUUGCGAGAGCUUGGAGAACCGCAUAGAACACUUUGUCAAGAAGCAACGACUGAUUGUCAAGGAAGAUGACCAGGAAACGGCGUGACUUGGAAAAUUACACAAGAAAUAAACCGAACUUCGUGCACAACAUAACCCUUUUUUGGGGUGGGCCGUUGCAGUGGCUCCUCCUCAACAAAAGGGGAACCACAGGCUGCUGCUGCUGCUGCUCCACUCGUGCCCGAGGGCUGAAAACAAUACAAAUUCCAGUUGCAGACAGCGGAUUCGGAUCGCAUUACAGCCACAUUACAGUCGCUGCUGCGUGGAUGCGGCGUUCAUUGAUGCGAAAUCGGGUCAAUACGGUAUUUCGUACGACAAAACAUGCAUCGAACGGGAGAUGAUGACAAUUGGCAACUGAUUCUCUUUGGAAGCUAAUGGGAGUGGCGGCGCCUAUGUUUAGCUUCCGAAAAUUAAUUGAUUCAAUUAAAAAGUGCUUUAAAUCGGAGCACCUAAUACCACGCUACCUAUGUAAUUUAUGGACACCUUUGUUGUCCUAAAAAUAAAAUCUAAAUGAAAAUGAAAUCGGGUGGAAAGAGAGAAGCACUCGAGGCGCCGCCCGCCACUUGAUGGGAAAAUCAAUUUCCCGGCAUUCGCUUGGAUUUGGUUUCUAUUUUUAGGCCCAUGGAGGG
This is a messenger RNA of Drosophila serrata, 2096 nucleotides long. Its product is annotated as tRNA pseudouridine(38/39) synthase. Gene Ontology annotation, biological process: mRNA pseudouridine synthesis; tRNA pseudouridine synthesis. The record is from RefSeq and is a predicted model, not a curated record. Gene Ontology annotation, molecular function: pseudouridine synthase activity; RNA binding. Gene Ontology annotation, cellular component: nucleus; cytoplasm. NCBI's taxonomy places the organism in Eukaryota, Metazoa, Arthropoda, Insecta, Diptera, Drosophilidae.